Messenger RNA from Paraphaeosphaeria sporulosa, 2380 nucleotides. RefSeq lists its product as uncharacterized. The record is from RefSeq and is a predicted model, not a curated record. The transcript is spliced from 3 exons. NCBI's taxonomy places the organism in Eukaryota, Fungi, Ascomycota, Dothideomycetes, Pleosporales, Didymosphaeriaceae. Bases 118 to 2100 code for a protein of 660 amino acids.
CUAAUUCGGACGCUUGUCACUGCAGUUUCAUGACACCCGGUUAGCUUCUGGCAUCCAAACGAGACACUGCCCCGUCCCGCAUCCUGCUCGCUUUAAGGCCCCGGGCGUCCCAACAUCAUGGGUUCCACAACACUCUUCACCUUCCUGUUUGAGCAUCCUACUCGGCUUCAAAGUGUGGAGCUGUUCGGCUCGUGGGACAAUUUCUCCAAGCCAUACCAGCUACAACGCGACCGAAGAAGAGGUCACGGGGUCUGGUCUGGUUGUUAUACUUUCGACAACAUCAUCUGUGACGGCGACUUUGAGAACGUCGGGCAGCGUCGAAGUGGUGCUCUAAAAAUGGGUGGAACCUAUUGGUAUUACUACAGCGUGGAUGGCAUUGAGGAACGCUAUAACCCUUCGGAACCAUCGACAACUGCGUGCCCUUUACUCCCUGGGCAGCGACUGAACGUCCUGGAUGUCCCUCGCGAGGCAGGGACCAUCCACAACAUGGGAGACGCAGACGUCUUCACCCGCAACCCCAAAGACAAGUUCCUCACGCCAGUCCCGCCUGUUCCACAGAAAGCCCUUCCAUCCCCUCGCCUAGGAGAUCUCUGCAGUGAAUCGUAUCGUGUCCCCACAGUCUCGCUCACUACUCCGCGAUCCGCAACAUACCCCUACACCACUCCAGCAUACUCACCCGGUCCUGCACGACAUGCACGGAGUGCAUCUACUACACCGGCCUUAACCUCGACGGCCCUGUUCGCAGACUUCAAGUGUCUGAAAGAAAAGUUCGCACAGAAGAGGUCAGCUUCACAUGCACGAGCAGGAUCGAAAGGUAUCCGGGAUCUAGAGAUAGGAGCACCUACCUUGAUCAGCACCACCGCUGAAGAGGUCAAUCUUGUACCUCUGUCGUCGCUCCACAGGACCCCACUCCCUUCGCCUUUACCGACUCCCCAGACCUUAAAGUCUCUGCCCCCUCCGCCUACGGCGCCCCAUACGGCUCCUUCCUUGCCAGAAUCUGUCAGGGAAAAGUUGCGGCAGUUCUCGCCUCUUGGCUCUCACCCAAUAGAAUCCAACGCAGAUAGUGGACCAUCGACGUUGGCGCCCAACGAAUAUUCGUAUGGGGCGCGGCCGCGUUCUCGAUCGGACGUUGCACCAACUACAGCAGGCUCAUUUUGUGCGCCAGCCAGUGUUGUUCGAGCUAAAUCGACCGACACGAGGCGCACGAAACUCUUCUGCAAUGAGCCAUGGAUAUCAUCGCCGAGACUGCCACGGCAACAUGAGAUAGGCCCUGAGAUACUGGCCGAUGAGGCUCCUGUACUUGAAACACCGGCUUUAGCCCUCGAGCCACCAUCCACGGACGCACGCCCAACUUCAAGCCACGGCGGUGAUCGCAGCUCUGGCUUGCGGAACUCAGCACUUGACAAGGACAAGAGCCUGCCUCCGUUACCACGUUAUCUUGUUCCCGCUCCGCUCUACGCAUGCAGCAGUGCCGAUUCCAGCCCACAGAUCGACGAUACGCCUGAGGAGAAUGAGUAUCAAGAGAUCCAGGUGGAGGAUGCACGGUUCCAAAUUCUAUCGGAUCGCAAGGGCCAUUUCUCAAUCUGGAGUGCCGAGUCGGGCACGUUCAGCUCUCCAACAUCCGACGAAGGCGAGCUUGAAUCGCCGACUUUCAGCUGCCUUACCAGCGACUGUAGUGAUACUGGCUCGCCACGACGGUUCUCUCUUUUCUCCAUUAGCGAAUACAUACACAGCCCCAACCACGAUUCUACAUUUCCCGAGCAGGAGUACGAAAAGGAAGACCAGGAUGAGUCACCCGCCCAAGAGGACGUCUCUACUUUGCCUCCAAAGUUAGAGGAGCUUCACUUAUCAUCAUUUGGGCCCAGUCUCUUCGACCUCGACAUUCAACACGCAGAAUCUGCGCCACGUAGGCAAGCGGCAUGCUUUGGGCUGGGCUUCCAAAGCUACAAGCUACCAGACAAUGAAACUGUGUCCAAGACGACCGUCACCGAGAGCUCAUUCCAGCCCCGGCCAGCGAUACAGCAUGCCCGUGGUGGCUCCAUCGCUCGUUCCGAAGCGCUCGUCAACGAUUUCGGCUUCCUUGGCGAUGCCGUCAAUUAGGAGUAAUUCGGUCACCACCUUCGCUUCACAGUAUAUAUUCGACGUUACAUUUCCUCUGUUUAGAUUUCUUGGUAUACCCAUCUUCGGCCCUUUAGCAUUGUGGCCUGGUCGAGCCACACUUUUCUUGACUUUUAAGGCGAAUUUUCUACCUACGCCGUAUAUGCAAGAUUUUGGCCUUCGUUUCAACUUUCACCCUUUACACACUGCAGCGAUGCUUCAUUUAGCAAUGGUGUUUGAUCCUAGGGAGCAACCUCACUGCGAUUUUCAUGCCCCCCAUGUC